AACUGCCUCGUCCGCCAUCUCAAUAACAUGGAGACGAGGACCAGGCAUGAGGAAGGUCACAAUUUGAUGGGGCCGAAUAUUGCUGCCUCGGCUAACAAAUGUCUGGACUCAUUCCAAGAAUGCCUCCAACGAGCUUCCGCUGUCCAUGCCCGGGAGCUGUCCAUGGUGGAGGAUCAAGUUGCAAGGUUCUCUACCUGGGCGACAGCCAUGGGAGUAUUUGCCCCUGAGCGAGCAUCUAUGGACCAUCGCCUCCGCUAUGCCCCCGACGUCCGGGACGUCGUCGAUGGCCUGCUCGAAUCUCUAAGAUACCGCGUCCGAGCAUGUUCGGCAACACUUGGCUCGAUUGUGGAAAACACGCAAUCCGAGUCCUUGAGUGCCCAAAGUGAAGGAUUGAAACAAUCCUUCGCGCACAUCGGGACCGAGAUCAGUCACCUCAACAAGAUUUCCAACACCAUUCGGAAAGCGAGCAAAGAAACCCAUGUUCAGAAAGCGGCCGACUUUCGGAUUGAGGAUGAAGACGGCAACGACGUAGAACCCCUACUCAGGCGUGUUUUUGAGCACAACGUCAGCGACUGCUUCCCCAACGUCAGCCCCAAUAUCCGACGCCGUCUUGUCGAUUCAAUGAUCUUACGCCGGAAACUUAUCCUGUACCGAAGACAUCGCCACGGGACUUCUGCUAUUCGGCCCCAGAAGACUGUUCCCAAGGCUUUUGUUGCACUGCCGUCUGUUCAGACAAGCCUCUUGGCUAACGAUACAGUGGAACCAGGUAACAAGGCACCUGUCAGAACCCCGGCUUUUGCAUAUGCGGCUUCCCAGGUUCAAAGCGUCACAACUUUGAACCCUCAAAACUUUACAAAGGCCUCUUCGAGCUUAUCCGUGGUCUCCGAGAGCAAAACCAUCGCGUUGAGCAACCAUGAAGCUCUUGUUUUCCCUCCAGCACCCGGUCUCGCUGCCAAACGGAAGUACGAACAGCUGAGGAGCCGACGAGAAGCCGACCAAAAGCAAAGCAUCGAGGCAAGCGGAAUGUCAGUUGACGAUAAGGUAAACAAUGAGAUUUCAGACAAUUACGGCCUCGACACCAUAGGCGAAAUCACCUGCCCUUACUGCCUUUACGCUCUCCCAGCUGAAGUCGUGUUUGAUGAGAGGAAAUGGAGAAACCACGUAAAGAACGAAUUAAAGCCAUACGUUUGCCUUUUCGAAGACUGCGACCAAUCUGAUAUUCUCUUCACUCACAGUGAUGAGUGGCGAAGCCACAUGGACCAACACUGCAGGUUCUGGCGUUGCUCAUCCCAUCGUGGCUUGGGGUCUUUCUCAACCCGUGAAGAGUACAUGGGCCACAUGCGGCAAGACCACAAUACAACGCUCAGCGAUACCCAACUCCGAGCUCUGGCGAACCGUAACGCGCGGAAGAUAGCCGACAUCUUCACCAUGUGCCCCUUAUGCGGAAUCGAUAAAAAGACAGCCGGAGGUGAUCUGGAGAGCCACAUCACCGGACAUCUGAGAUCCUUGGCCCUCAAAUCUCUGCCAAGUUACGAAGAGGAGAUGCAAUCAGAAGACGAAAACGACGAGCAAUCUUCCGAACACUCAAGACAGCAGAGCAGAAGCACGAUCAAGAACCUGAUGAACGGCAGUGACGUCUCUGGUUUACCUCUCAUAUGGGUUCAAAACAACGAAGAGAUGGGAGAACCCGAAGACGAAAACGACGAGAAACAUUCCGCAUUCUCAACACAGCAUAUUAGAAGCUCGAUCCAGAGCGUUAAGGACGACAGUGGCGUCGAUGACUUUACUUUCCUGCUUGAUUAUCCACUUUACGAUUCUAUGGCAGACGUACAUGACCUCAGAGCAAGUUUUGAUCUAGAAUCACUAACCCCCGAGCACGUAUACAGAUCUACGCGUGUUUGGGAAACGGAUCUCCAACGUUUCCCGCCAAAUGAAACCCUCGAUUUCGACGAACAGCUCACUAUGCCCGGCUCUGAGUCUGAGCUUGAGAUGCUCGGCGCCGAGUCGAUUCUAGACUAUUUCCCAAGAGAGGGGCAUCUUUCGGAAAACGAGUUGAUAUAUACAGAGGCUUUCCCUGACCCAAGUCGGUUGCCCGCGCCUCCGGUGGAGAGGCCCCGAACCCGCAGCGCCGAAAUAGUGAGAUUUCUGGGGUCCUGGGAAGAAGCCAGAGGGCGGGAUCUUCAGAGUGAAGCCAACAGCUCAUCGUCAAUCACCUCCGACCCAAGUCGCCUCGCCUUGCGAAACCCAAAGAUACUUUGCACGGAAUGCGAAGUCCCUUUCUCUGAAGAGAACGCCUAUCAAAAACAUAUGAAAGAACACCACUUCCGUCCUUAUGUAUGUGUCUUCAGCUUUGCUGGCUGUCCGUCUACCUUCGCCAGCAAAAACGAAUGGAGACUCCAUGAUGUAUCCCAGCACCUUCGCUACUGGGUCUGCGCCCAGGAAAAGUGUGCAGAAAUCGAAAAUGACACCCUCGCAACGAGCCGGUCCGUCUUCCCUAACGGCGCGGUAUUCUCACGAAAGGACCUAUACGCCCAACAUGUUCAGCGUAUGCACGUCCCGCCAAAUGUUCGCAAGGCCCAGAAGCAGAAGAAACCCACCCCUGAAUGGGAUAAACACCUCGAAACUUUGCAGGCAAAUGCAGAGAGAACACGUUACAGCCGCCUGCCAAACGACAUGACAUGAGAUGCCCUGGCGUCGACUGCAAGGCUGAAUUCAAGGGGGUAAAAGCCUGAGACGAGCGCAUGGAGCAUGUUGCCCUCCAUCUUGAGCGUGCUGCUGAUGGCAGGGAGCCUACGGUGCAGUUUGGUGGAGAAAACGAUCCUUCAUUGACGGAUUGGGCGUCAAGCCUUGCUGUUGGUGUCAUUAAGUGGUCAUGGGUGACUGGCAAGUGGGAUCUUGUCAACCCACUCAAGCCCUGAUCUUUUUGUUCCAAGUGCCGAUUACCAUGGCUGAAAACUGAAUACAAGGCAUGGUCUACGGAUUUCCCAUGUGGCUGAUAUGGCAUGGGCGACUGGCACAGAAGGGUUGGGAAUAUUUACACGUCCAUUAUGCUUUGAUAGGUGACGGGACUGAGCGGGGGCUUGCGGAACAGAACGUGAUGGAGAACCGUUGCAUGUGGCCAUGCUUUUCCGGGAAGAGACCUGGGGAGUAUCCGGGUACGUUGAUGGAAUUUGAGCUCCAACCGCGACGACCCGAACUUGGCAGACGUGGUCAGGCCAGCAUUGGCCGACAAAACAUCACGCCACUCCCCAGAUCGACCUCCAUCGUGCGACAUUGCCAUCAUCA
Messenger RNA from Colletotrichum destructivum, 3285 nucleotides. RefSeq names its product Putative Zinc finger C2H2-type. The record is from RefSeq and is a predicted model, not a curated record. The coding region runs from base 28 to 2682 and encodes 884 amino acids. NCBI's taxonomy places the organism in Eukaryota, Fungi, Ascomycota, Sordariomycetes, Glomerellales, Glomerellaceae. The transcript has 3 exons.